Haliotis rufescens (red abalone) is the source of this 6641-nucleotide messenger RNA. RefSeq lists its product as uncharacterized. The record is from RefSeq and is a predicted model, not a curated record. Gene Ontology annotation, biological process: G protein-coupled receptor signaling pathway; cell surface receptor signaling pathway. The transcript has 23 exons. Lineage: Eukaryota; Metazoa; Mollusca; Gastropoda; Lepetellida; Haliotidae. Gene Ontology annotation, molecular function: G protein-coupled receptor activity. Bases 256 to 5652 code for a protein of 1798 amino acids. Gene Ontology annotation, cellular component: membrane.
GGAGAGGGGCGAGAGUCUUGGCGAGUGCGUUGAGUCUUCCUUGACAUCCAUUUGUCACUGUGUCAUCCCAUUAAAUCACUGAAGCGCAUCCGGUAGGGUUAGCCCUGCUACCGUGUCGCUUGCCGUUACUCUGUACCGUGGUUUCAGUGGAUACUUACCUUGGAAAGGACAUUCACAACACUUGACAAACACUGGGCUUCCAUACUGAGAUAUACCAAAUAAUGUGAGUGACAUGAGUCUUCUCUCCACGAAGGUAUGCUGCACUCUACAGCGCUAGAAACCGCGGCCCUCCUCCUCCAGAUCCUUGCGAGCAUCACCCCGUUACAAGCCGUGCCGAGAUUUUCCCCUCCCCCCAAGCGGGUAGUUCAGCAGCAGGUGCCCGUUAUAUGCAGGGAUGGGUGGACCCCAGCUGUGGCAGAGAAUCUAGACGGUGGACCUUCUGCAUAUAUUUGCAUACAGACAAACAGAAAGUCGUUACCAUGGAAACAGUCACGUGAUAUCUGCAGGUCCAAUGAAGCGUUUUUAUUAAAGCUUGACAAGCGUGUGAGGAUUGGCUCCCAGACUUUGGAAGAAUUCAUUACUGACCAAAAUUUGAACACCUUCUGGACGGGUCUACAUGAAGAAGAGACAAAGUUUGUCUGGGAUGAACUGAAUCCGUCACUAGUACAUUCAUAUGCUGGCCCCCAUGCAGGUUAUGGCAAAAUCAAACGAGGUUGGCGAUGGAACACGGACUCAUUUGAUGACGUCACUGGAAAGUGUGGAGUUAUCUCCCUUAACCAUACACUGUCGAGACGGAAGAGGGCGAGCAAUAGCGAUUACGAUGACUACAUGCUAGCACAUCAUAAUGUCGACCUUGACCUUCCUGACUCGGCACCAUCUGGUUUCCGUUACCCUGGCCUUCAUCGCCCCCCAGCCACUGACCCCAGCAGCAAAGAGCUGUUACCAUUCUUCCUUGACGGUCUGAACAACGGCGACAUUGAUCAGUUCCUAGUGACCGAUGCUCCCAACUUGACCACCGUCACAGACAGUUCAAGCGAAGAGGACAGCAAUGACUCGGAAGAUGCUCAGAGAGUGAAAAGGAGUACUAUGACAAAGAUUGAUGUGACUGAAUUUCCCCGGUCAUCUGAUGAUGACCAGGCAGACACGACAACGUCAACGACAGUUAAACCGAGUACAGAUACGUCAUCAACCAAAACAACAGAUGUGACGACAACGACCCCCUCCACUACAUCUACAUCCUCUGUACCAACUACUGAACACACGGCAAGCGGACAGUUCACAAGCACUGAGGUUACCGCUGGGUCAACGUCGCUUCCAAACCACAUCAACACGACAUCGACCGUCACUGCAUCUAAAGCCUUUCCUACGUCAACGACUACGACUACUGAGUUACCUUUGCUACCCACGUCAUCAUCGUCACAGACGACUUCAUCUUCAACAGAAACGCCUUCGGUUCAAACAACCACCACGACGUCAACAACAACUACAUCGGGGACUUCAUCGGCUUUCUCCUCGUCAUCAUCCGUUAAACCAUCUACACACCUACCAUCAACUACAUCACAACCAUCUAUUCCGCGGUCAACUUUCCAAACGCCACCUACAGCAGUGACACCCUCAACACAACCAUCAACUGUAAAAACUACAGCGUCCUCGAAAAUGCCGACAACAUCAACUACCCAGACUCCAUCGACUACAACACUCGAGACAAUGCAAAAUAUCGAAAUAACCCGGGAUGCAGUUCACUCCGCCACACCUUUCCCUCUCGGCACGAGUGACGUAACCCUCCCUUCAUCUCCAGCAGCAGCAUCAAUAACAUCAACUAUAGCAGCAACAUCAACAUCAACCACGGCAGCAACAACAACUACAGCAGCAACAUCAACAACAUCAACCACGGCAGCAACAACAACAUCAACUACAGCAGCAACAUCAACAACAUCAACCACAGCAGCAACAACAUCAACAGCUACAGCCGCAACAUUAACUACGGCAGCAGCAACAUCAACAUCAACUACAGUAAAAUCUUCUGGAACCAUUACAACAGAAACUGAAAAAGUAACGCCACCCACAACAAACGGUUUCUCUAAGACUGAAACAACCACUACACUUCCCCCUUCACCCUCGCCACCUCCAACAACAACAACAACAUCGACCACAACAAGUGCUCCAGUGACACCUGAGACGCUUAUGGGACACACUGAAAGAUUAACAUCCAGCGUUGGACGUCCGCCGGCUGGUCAGGCGGUCCAGUACAUGAGCAUGGACGUCUGUGACAGCCCACACUCCUCCGUCUGCUACUCCGAGCCCAUCAACGCCCUCCAGCAAGUAUCUUUCUGUGGAUUUGGCUGGGUUGGACAUCCCUUUGUCGACAAAUGCUACAAGGUGCUGACCUUUCCACUGAAUCACUUCCGGGCCAAGGCGAGCUGUAUUGACGAGGGUGGGACAAUGGCGGCCAUUGAUUCAGAUUUCUAUGGCAACCUGACCGGUCUGGCCUAUAUCCAACUACGGAACAAGAAUACUGCAGUUCCCCCUAGAGUGUGGGUGGACGUCAACGGGCGGGACAAGAUCACCCUCACCGGCGGAUGCCCCGCCCUUCACCAUCUUGACGUCGUUCAGCUGGCGUGUGAGAAGCUCAUGUUCAGUGUGUGCGAGAAACCAGCCUCUGUCAGAAGUUUUGAUAAUCCUAUAUCAUCGUCCCUCAUGAACCAGAAAAAGUUGCUGCGCAUGCUCUCCACGCAGCAGCAGUCAAUUAUUUGCCCUGUCCAAACCUCCACGCCAGAAGAGCACGUCCUGUGGUUCAAAGAUGGCGUCCGCGUCCAAACCUCCUCAGAUGUCCAUCUACAACAAACCUUCAACAAUGUUCCAAUUCAACAGAGAGCCAGGACCCUACAUCUGGGUCUGCCCCUGCUGCGGCGCCUGAGUGAGAGUGGAGGAGUGAUGCACCCCUCCCGUCUCCAGGGCAACUACUGGUGCGAAGUGUGGAAACUCAACCCCCUGCGAAAGGUCAAGUCGGCCAAGUUCCUGGUCGUCUUCACAGACGUCAUCACCCUCCAUGGCACCCUGCAGACACGCGGCGUCCCAACCAACACCUCCGUCGUCUUCAACUACAUGGACCGGGCCGUCGACGUCCCUCUUAACGUGGCCAACUAUCUCGCCAUCAUCAACGACAACAUCACCAGAUCCAUGAGAAUGGUGGAGCCAGGACUCAGAGACAUCGCCAGCUACGUUCAUCAUAUUGACUCAGACACAGGGGUCAUUGACUUCUUCAUACAGCUGUCCUUGGUCAGGAACAUGCCCGAGAACUACAAGGACAGAGUUGUCUCCCAUUAUCUGACGACUCUUCACUCCGUUUUGGUACCAUUGUCACGUGAUAUCAGCCAACACUGGAACCUGUCUCUACCCGUUACAGAUGCGAUCAAUCUGACACGGACAGACUUUUGCCCGCCCGCCUACCUCGAAGACAGCAGGACAGGGUUUGGUGCCCAGUUCCCCAAGACCGCCAUCGGAAACAACGUGGACAGCAUUGAACUUUGUGACGGUGUUGCUGUCGGCUAUGCGAACUGCCAGGGCGACUACGAAACCGGGGCUCAUUGGGAGAACUGGCAGAUCGACACUGAUUGUCACAGUUCCUCUGCUAGCACACUUCCGGUCACAGAUUCUGAUGACCUUCUACGCAACCGGAAGCCCAACAACACUGAACCAGCAGCUUUUAGAAUACCGGGUGCACACUUACCCCAUUUUCAGUUGAUGCCUUCAAAAGAUCUGGCACAUUUGGACGAGAUUGAAAUAGAAGAUGGCAACGUAAGGGAUGUCACGGACAAGAUGGCGGAGAUUCUGGAUAAAACGUCAGGAUUAACCGAUGCCGAUAUUGACACAUGUGCCGAGGUCAUUGGCCGCAUAGUGAAGGUCACAUCACCGUCGGCUAGCCAGAUGGGUCUCCAGCUUCUUCACACAGUCAACAGGAUCCUAGAUGCUGACACUGCCGCCAUUAGAAAUGCACAGCUCAAGUCUCGGGCUGCCACUAGGAUCGUCGAGAACCUGGAGAAAUUCAGCAUGAAGACUGACAUCGGCGCCGCCAAGCACAUGCGCCUGGUGACACCUAAUGUUGCCAUGGAGGUGUGGAACCUGGACGCCGGGAUGGAUCCUGUUAUCGGCCUCGGAGCCAGUAUGGGGGGCAGCUGGAGCUCCCCUCUCACCAACCCACGCAUACUCACCAUCCGAGACCGCUUGGACAGCAGUCUGGCUGAAUUUGACGUGGCCAUUGAACUGCCCCAGGAACUCGUCGUCAAGAGCAUGCACGGGGAGAGCAACACAACGCGCCUCUCCAUGCUCAUCUAUCGGAAGACGGGUCUCUUUACCCCGGGCGUCAAUUCCACUCUGGGUCUCGUCAACAGUGCAAUCAUUUCCGCUACACUGGGAGGCAAGAAGAUCGUGGGGCUUCACAACAUGAUCCGGAUGGCUUUUAGACCGUUUGUUGACACGAGCAACCACCUAAAGACGACGAAGUGCGCGUUCUGGGAUUUCCUUGAGAACCAAGGAAUGGGAGGAUGGUCGACGGACGGAUGCUAUUACAACGGGACGAUGUUCGGCCUGGACAUCUGUAUGUGUAACCACCUGACCAACUUCGCCGUACUGCUGGACUUCUACGGACACAGCAAGCCAGUGGAGCCUGAACAUGAACUGACGCUCAGCAUCAUCUCCCUGGUCGGCCUCAGCCUCUCCAUCUUCGGCCUCGCCCUCACCAUCAUCACAUUCGUAUUCUUCAAGAAGCUGCGUCAGGGGCGCGCCCAGCUCACUCUGUUCCACAUGGCCGUGGCCCUGCUGUGUUCCAAGGUGGUGUUCCUGGUGGGCAUCAAACAGACCAACAACGAGUACUUCUGUCUGUCCGUGGCGGUGUUGCUGCACUACUUCAUCCUGGUGUCGUUCCUGUGGAUGCUGAUUGAGGCCAUAUUGCAGUACAUGACUUUCGUUAAGAUCCUUGGCACGUAUGUGUCACGUUAUGCACUCAAAACGGCCAUUCCUGCAUGGGGCUUGCCUCUCAUCCCUGUGGUCUCCGUGCUCUCGAUUGACUACAACAUGUACAGAGGGCGGAAGUCGUACUGCUGGAUGGGGAUGGAAGCCUUCUAUUACGCAUUUGCUGUACCCGUCGGCGUCAUCGUUGUCAUCAACAUCAUCAUGUUCAUCAUCAUCCUCGCCAGCCUGGUACGACGACCCGACGGUCUCCGGAGCACCCAGUCGAAACAGCGACGAGCUAGGAUGCACUUGAAGGCUGCUGUCACCAUUUUUAUGCUCCUGGGGUUGACGUGGAUAUUCGGCUUCCUGCAGAUCGAGGAUGCUCGGAUCGUGUUUCAAUACGUCUUCACCCUCCUCAGCUCCUUACAGGGUUUCUUUAUCUUUGUGAUGUUGGUAGCCAGAAGGAAGCAGGUUCGCGAUCAAUGGUACUUGUUGUGUUGCAACAAGCAGGACAACCGUCGAGCCCCGAAACAGGUGUCCCCGACGAACAGCAACUCGACGUCGUCGAACGGCUCAGGGGGAAGUCUUUCACUGCACAACAGCAGCACAAGAACUCUUCGCACCAACAUCGACAGGGAGAGCUUUGACUCCGUGUACUACAUACCAACACGGAGGAUGCCAACAGCGUACAAGGCGCUAUAAGGAGUAGAGGGCAUACACACGGGGGCGCUUUUAUCCGUUGUAAAAUGAUCGAGCAUUGAAAUUGUCCCUGUUUUUUAAUUAUUUUUAUUUUUUUGUCCGUUUGUUAAAAGAUAAUUAGCUUUGAGUCAAUAUAUAGAAGUGACAUACCGACUUAAUAAUAUUGAAAUAUUUUGAAUGCUAAAAUAGGAUUGACUGAUCAAUAAUAAUAAUAAUAAUAAUAAUAAUAAUAAUAAUAAUAAUAAUGCGAUACGUAAUAUUGUUACAAAGUAUUGUUAAUAAAUUGUUAUAGUCAUGGUUACCUUGCGCGAUGUCUCUUUAUAAUUUCUGAAAAAGAUUAUUUGCCAAAUCAUUCACAAUUACAAAUGGCGGAUGAAUUCUGAAACAAGUGCGCGAACGUCCCCCGAGAAACGUUGCCCUAUAGGAAUCUAUCCUCACGUCUUUCAGUGCCCAGCCAUUUAAGUCAAUGUAGUAGUUGCAGCCGGGGAAGAAGUUGAUAUGUGUUGUACAGGCGCCAGUAUGCCGGGCCUCUGUGACCCGAGCGUUGGUAUAUCAUUUUGUAUUAUACAUACAUACAUACAUACAUACAUACAUACAUACAUACAUACAUACAUACAUACAUACAUACAUACAUACAUACAUACAUACAUACAUACAUACAUACAUACAUACAUACAUACAUACAGGCUGUGUUGUCUGUCUCAGAGUAAGGUGGUGGUCUACGGCAUUAGUACACGUCUCAACAGCCACGGAAGCCCCGUUAAUCCAGACUCUCCUCAUUACGGACACACACUCUUGGAGAUAGUUGUGUAUAGACAAAAUGGGCAUAACUCCGUAUCCUUGAUUUGUCAUUGUGGACCUGUUUAAACCAUGGUGAAUUCUAUCCACGAUUAUCCAGUGUAUCUAUAUUUUAUUUAUUUUAUAUCUAAAAUAGAGGCUAAGUCACCUGUAAUCGUCUCGAGUUUCCAUUUUGGCACAGAAACAAGCGGAAC